Molecule: messenger RNA, 3588 nt
Organism: Amoebophrya sp. A25
Lineage: Eukaryota; Dinophyceae; Syndiniales; Amoebophryaceae
Source: the annotation of a GenBank genome assembly
CUGUCAUUGUACUGCCUACAAAGCAGAUAUCAAUACAGUGGUUGUAGACCACGCAAAUAUAAGAUAAAACUACAAAAGCAAAAAUGUUCGCCGCACGCGCCGCUCAUUCGAAGUUGGCGAGGUCCGCUUCGCGAACCGUCAGUAGAGGCCUCUCCAGUCGGCAGACUGCGAUCCGCGCGUUUUCUUCGUCAGUGAAGCUUCCGCGGGAUAGCAACCAAGCUUUGGGCCUCGGACAGUAUGCUAUCGACUUUAUUGGCGGGAAAUAUGGCGAUGAAGUCGACGCAUCGGUCUAUGACCGUGUCGAAAUGUUCCAUACCGACUCGGUCAUGUGCGGGCUAUCAGCACUGGCUUUGAAGACCAAUGCACCUAACGUCUUGCGUGACGAAGCGCUCACAUACAAGGAUGCGAAAGGUGUUCUACAUGUACAUUUUGUGACUUCUCUUUGCAAUUUUGAAGUGGAGCUUUACUCUAGAUGGGUUUAGGGUUUAGAAUCAAUUAGAUGAUGGUAAGCUCUAACCUGGUGUGCAUGACUAAGGACGACUAGUGCAGACCAUUCCACCCAAAUCAGGUGCCUGCGUUUUCGGCACAAGCUCGCAGCGUUGUGCUCCCGAAAAAGCUGUAGUCGCCAACAGCAGUGCUGUCCGCGAGUGGGACAGCAAUGGUACGGUUUUCGGUUACAACGCUAACAUCCCAGGACAUACAGCCGGUGAGUUCGGGCACAACGACUUCUAUCCUGUCAUUCUGGCUGCUGCAGAAGUCAAGGGCAAGCUGGAUGGCAAAACUGCACUGAAAGCGAUGAUCUGCAACGAUGAGAUUCGAGGUCGAUUAGCGGAGGUUUUUUCGUUGAAGAUUAUGGCAAAGGCAAGAACCUAACUUACAGACUUACGUUCUUCUAUUCAGAUUCAGUUUGUCACUUGCAAAUCCUCUACUAGGAGUGUCAGCACCUAUUCUUCCUCUUAGAGUCUAAUCUCUGCUACAAAAUCGAUCACGUGGUUCACGGUGCCAUUGCAUCUGCAGCGACUUACGGAGCUCUUCUUGGCGCCACUGCAGAACAGAUCGAGUCAGCAAUUGGCAUGGUCUGUGCGCACUACAUACCCUUUAGGGCGAUCCGUGCAGGAAAGCAGCUCUCAGACUCCAAGGGAGCUUCCGCGGCUAUCAGCACAGAAGCUGCUGUGCUAAGCAUGAAUUAGGGUAGGAGAAGAACAACUAGUAAUGAAGUGAGUACAGAAGUAUAAGGUGCAUGUACUCAACAACUGAUCAGAGAAAGUUUGUAUCGGCUUCUUAAUUCACCUUUCGAGUAAUCUUAGUAAGUUCAGCUAUCUAUGACUAUGGAACACGCGGAUAUGUAAAUAUGUUAGUCCCCGUCUAACCACAACGAGCGAUGAACGGCUUCGUCGGACCGAAAGACAUUUUCCGGAAUCCUGAAGCGAUUUUCCGCUUUUUCGAGCCGACAACAGGCGUUCCAGCAAACAAGGACUUGAUUUUACGGGUCUUCACGAUACGUACUCUCAUCUUCCCUUCUAUCUUGAUGUCAACAACGAACUCUUCAUCCCUUCUUGUCAAGGACUCUGCUUGCCAGAAUGUUGUACCUAAGUAUCUCGUCAACUCCAUGAUCCUUGCAGCCAGCAGCUCCUCCCUCCUCUAAUCCUCGAUGUCACUCUCGCCAACAAAGUCCGGUGGGGUGUCGGAGAUGCGCCAUUUGACUUGGUGCUUAGUCACAGCGGUUCGGACUUUGCGGUGUGCGGCAUGCAUUUCAAGUUGGGAUUGUAUGAGCACCAGAGCGCGGGAGCAUUGGAAGGGGUCCAGACGCUCAUGAAGGAACAUCCAGCGCUGUUGAAAGCAGGCAUGGACGGGAUCGAGAAUAUCAACAUCGUGGCGUACGAACCAGCGUUUGGGAUCAGUAAUCUUUCAUCUUUUGUUGUUUUUGUGGCUAUUUUUUGGGUGUAAAUAAAGUCAAAUUGAUUGAUUUUUGAGGGAAAUGUCAACCCGACCACUUUCACUGGCUCGCAUCAUCAAACCAACUAACUACAAACCAACCCUAUCUAACUCUCUCAGUCGGCGAUCCCGCGAAGAAGGACCCGAAGACUCGACAGAGCGCAGAUCACAGUAUGGCGUUCAUUGUCUCAAGAAUGCUCAAGAAAGGCUUCGAGGCUGGAUCCCUACCAGGUUCCAUGGACGAGAUCUGGAUGAAGCUGAUGCUUUCACCGUAUGACUACGGUGCAGAGGCCAUUACAGAUGCGACAACGCGGGCUUUGAUGCAGAAAAUCACAUUCACACACGGAGGACCGGAGUUUACGAUUGGAUUGCCAGGAGUAGUUGUUGUACAAGGUUUUUUGUUUUAACCUGGCCAGCUAAGACAUCUCUCUAUAUUUACCUUACAUUUUGAUGAAUGCACUCUAGUCCUUCGCAUUAUUCACGACCUGCUUCUUCCAUCCCCUUAUACUCUUUCCUUCCUUGUUCAUACUCCACGAUGCCAAGUACCCGGAUGGCAUUCCAACGAGCCUCGACGUUACCUUAAAGAGCGGUGAAGUCAUGUCUUCUGGCUUCGUCAUGUACCCGUCUGGGCAUGCGAGAAAUACCAGUGCAGACUUAAAAAAGAUCCUUGCUUACAAGAAUAUUAUGGCGAGUCUGUGUGUGUUUUUGAUUUUGCUAUGCUAGUUCGUUGGAGUAAGAGUACACCUGUUUCUAGAGCAAGGCUAACCUACAACAAGGCUAAUCACCUUGUUAAAAAAACAAAUUCUUCACCAGGAUAGCAAUGAUGUAGAAAGAUCUACCGGCCCUUCUAAGAACAGCAAGAUGCUAGGCGAUUUGGUCUUUGAGGAGAGCAGCGUGAAAGACCAGUACCUGGAGAAACUGGUCAACAUGGCCUCAGCCCCUGACGUGUGUGGGUAUUACGCCUUUGAUGGUGCGAUGAGGACGCAUCCAUGCAUUGACGGUUAAAGGGGGACUGUGCUGCUCCUCACGAUUUUUUUGAAGAUGAAUCAAUUAGAUUGUUAUGUCCGCUAUCGUCUAAUAACGAUAUCACUAAGAUGAAUCAGAUUCAUCAUGUUCAUGUUUGGACGCUGGUAGGUGAGUAGGUUGUUUCUUUUCUGUUAUUUUUGGAUGUACUAGGGAAAUACGAGCGUUUGGUAGAAUUUGAAAGAGCAGUCGUCGGUGAUCUUCAACACAGGUAGUAAAGGUUCGCUGGUAUCAAUCAAUGUAGUUAGAUGUUGCAGCUACAGGUGAAAAAUAUACUUCGACGAGCUAUUUGAUUUUUUAAAAGUAUUUGAAUGUGUAGAAUUUACGACGAUGAGAAGGAUGGGUGUUUAUACAUAGUGUGCUUUUUUGUUCUUAGACCACAGAUGGUUAUCAUGUCUACCAUUGUAGUAGGUUUUCCCUGUUUAACAAAGAUACGAGACCUGGUUCUCAGUCCAAAACAUCCCGUGACCUGGACAUCUUAUGAUGUACAUGUACUGAAGAUAGUGAAGAGGAAAUGUUAGACUUUUUUCGUUGAUGAUUUGAAGUUGAACUUGAAGUGCUCUAAUAUUGAAAAGGGAUAGGGAAGGUGGUCGUUGUAAAAAGCAGCACCAAAGGGGCCACCAUGCGGAC